Messenger RNA from Ailuropoda melanoleuca (giant panda), 4395 nucleotides. RefSeq names its product centrosome and spindle pole associated protein 1 (gene CSPP1). Gene Ontology annotation, biological process: positive regulation of cytokinesis. Gene Ontology annotation, cellular component: microtubule; centrosome; spindle pole. Bases 176 to 3373 code for a protein of 1065 amino acids. The record is from RefSeq and is a predicted model, not a curated record. The transcript has 28 exons. Lineage: Eukaryota; Metazoa; Chordata; Mammalia; Carnivora; Ursidae.
GCCGUUGGGUAAGGGCGGGCAGAGGGCUCGGCUUAAGAGGCGGAGCCGCGGCUGGUAAGCUUGUGACAGUGUUCCCUUGCUGGGCGGCCGUCGCCCCUUCUUCGGCCCGCGACGAGCUUCUCUAGGGCGCUCUGCGUCUUCCCCAGCGCAAGCCCGUUCUCUUGAUAUCUGCAAAAUGGCUGAUAAUUUGGAUGAGUUUAUUGAAGAGCGAAAAGCCAAACUGGCCAAAGACAAAGCAGAGUUGGAAAGUGAUCCACCUUACAUGGAAAUGAAGGGAAAGGCAUCAGAGAAGCUUUCUGAAAACAGUAAAAUAUUAAUCUCCAUGGCUAAGGAAAACAUACCACCAAACAGUCAACAGACCAGGAGUUCUUUAGGAAUUGAUUAUGGGUUAAGUUUACCACUUGGGGAAGAUUAUGAACGUAAGAAACAUAAACUAAAAGAAGAAUUGAGGCAAGAUUACAGACGCUAUCUUACUCAGGGUAUUACACAAGCAAAAAGAAAGAAAAACUUUCUGUCCACGAGUGAAACAGAUCCAUCUACUCUGGGAGUUUCUCUUCCUAUUGGUGAGAGGUUAUCUGCCAAGGAAAGGUUGAAACUUGAACGCAACAAAGAAUACAAUCAAUUUCUCAGGGGUAAGGAGGAAUCUACUGACAAGUUCAGACAGGUAGAAAAGAGUAGCACUGAGCACAAGAAUCAAAGAAAUAAAAAACCUAUUAGUCAGGUUAAGCCUGAUUUACCUUCACAAAUACAAACAUCUUGUGAAAAUUCAGAGGGUCCUAGAAGAAAUGUCUUAACUUCUUCAGAGGCAUAUGAAGAGCUUCUAAACCAAAGAAGACUAGAGGAGGACAGAUAUCGACAACUAGAUGAUGAAAUUGAAUUAAGGAGUAGAAGAAUCAUUAAAAAAACUAAUGAAGAAGUGGACAUUUCCAAUAAAAAACAUCAAAGGUUUGCCAACAAAACUGACAUUCCAGAUAGAAGAUUUCGCAGGUUUAAUGAGGAUCGUGUUUUUGAUAGACAGUAUUAUAGACCAGAUCAAGAUCCUGAAGUAAGUGAAGAAAUGGACGAGAGGUUUAGAUAUGAAAGUGAUUUUGAUAGAAGACUUUUGAGAGUGUAUACAAAUGACAGGAUGUACGGGAACAGACGAGGGGAUGUGCCUCCUAUGGAGCAUGGUGGUGAUGUCACAGAACAGUCAAACAUACGCAUUUCAUCUGCUGGAAAUGAAAGUGCUCGAGACAAUGAACCAUCCAAAACUAACCGAGAGAUUUGUAGUCCUUUUGCAGGAAUGCUUUUUGGAAGUGAAGAUCGAGAACUUAUUCAGAAAAGGAAAGAGAAAUAUAGACUAGAACUGUUGGAACAAAUGGCUGAACAACAGAAGAACAAGAGACGAGAAAAAGAUAUGGAACUCAGUGUUGCAGCUUCUGGAGUACGAGACCCUGAGAAAUCACCUGAUAGACUAAAGCAGUUUAGUGUGGCACCAAGACAUUUUGAAGAGAUGAUACCACCUGAAAGACCCAGAGUAGCUUUCCAGACACCUCUCCCUCCUUUAUCUGCCCCAUCUGCCCCACCCAUCCCAUCAGUUCACUCCAUCCCAUCUCAAAAUGAAGAUUUGCACAGUGGACCCAGCUGCACCCUUGGUGAAAUGGUGCCUCCCAGGAUUGCACCUCUGCCUCCUCCUCCCCUGUUACCACCUUUAGCUACUAGCUAUCGGACUCCUUAUGAUGAUGCGUAUUAUUUUUAUGGGGCCAGGAAUACUUUGGAUCCCAGUCUUGCUUAUUAUGGUUCAGGAAUGAUGGGAGUACAACCUACAACUUAUGUUAGUGCUCCUGUCACCCACCAGCCAGCACAGCCUAUUAUGAAUAUGGUUGGACAGAAUGAACUGAAAAUUACAAGUGAUCGAGCAAUAAAUUCAGGAUUGUUUUUUGAAGAUAAACCAAAGCCUUCAAAACAGUCACUUCAGUCUUACCAAGAAGCUUUGCAGCAACAGAUUCGGGAAAGAGAAGAAAGAAGGAAGAGAGAACGUGAAGAAAAAGAAGAAUAUGAAGCUAAAUUAGAAGCUGAAAUGAGAAGUUACAACCCCUGGGGGAAAGGUGGAGGUGGUGCUCCUCUGAGAGAUGCAAAAGGAAAUCUGAUAACUGAUUUGAAUAGGAUGCACAGACAAAAUAUAGAUGCCUACCAUAACCCAGAUGCAAGAACAUAUGAAGAUAAAAGGGCUGUUGUAUCUCUAGACCAAAAUUUAGCCACCUCAAAUGCUGAGAACCUAGAAGAUUCUACAAAUAAAAACUCAGGUUAUGUGCAAACACAGAGCUCUCCUUUUGCUCGGGGAAAUAUAUUUUGUGAGCCUCCAACUGAACUUCAGAUUAAACAGCAAGAAUUAUACAAGAAUUUUCUUCGUUUUCAGAUUGAGGAAAAGAAACAAAGAGAGGAAGCAGAGCGGGAGAGACUGAGAAUUGCAGAAGAAAAAGAAGAAAAACGGCUUGCAGAACAGAGAGCGCGAAUUCAGCAAGAGUAUGAAGAGGAACAGGAAAAGAAAAGGGUGAAAGAGGAGGAGCAAAGGCUAAAAAAUGAAGAGCUUAUUCGAUUAGCUGAGGAAAGACGAAAAGAAGCAGAAAGAAAGAAGAAAGAAGAGGAAGAAAAACAUAAUCUGCAGCUUCAGCACUACUAUGCACGAGAAAAUAUAAUUGGGGAAGAAACAAAGCGCUUGAGACAGCCUUCUCCUGUAGUUCCUGCUCUUCAGAACAAAAUUGCAAGCAGACUUCAAAGACCUCCUUCAGUUGACAGCAUUAUAAGUUCCUUUAUUCAGGAAAAUUCCAUAUCCAGGGCACAGUCUCCUCCGGUACCUGCCAGGCGAAACCAGCUCCGUGCAGAAGAGGAGAAAAAAAAUGUAAUUAUGGAGUUAUCAGAAAUGAGAAAACAGCUUCGUAGUGAAGAACGGCGUCUACAAGGGCGGUUGCUACACAUGGACAGUGAUGAUGAAAUUCAUAUAAGGAAAAGAGACAGGAAUCCCAUGGAUAUAUUUGACAUGGCUCGGCAUCGGCUGCAAGCUCCUGUCAGGAGACAGUCACCUAAGGGCUUAGAUGCUACUACUUUUCAGAAUAUUCACAACUUCAAUGAGCUGAAAGAUAGAGAUUCAGAAACACGAGUUGAUCUGAAAUUUAUGUACCCGGAUCCUCCAAGAGAUCACCACACCUUAGAGAUUCAGCAGCAAGCCCUGCUAAGAGAGCAGCAGAAGAAACUGAAUAGAAUGAAGACGCAGGAAGGUGCCGAAGUGAGCCUGGAUGCCAUCCCAAGUGCUAAAGUACGGGACCGCAGAAUGGUACUUGGUGUUUCUUUCUCUCAAGUACACAACAAGGUCUGCUUUCCCUAUUUGACAUAAGAGGAAACUGUGGGCCGGUGAUCAUGCAGUUGGUAAGCUGCAAAGCCCAGACUUGAAAUCAAGCUAGUCUGGAGAGCUCGUCCUUGUCCUCAUACCACACCUAUUCCUGAACUCUCUGCAGGUUGGUAGGUUUCUCUGUAUGUGGCAGCCACAUUUCCUAGGGAAAAGAUACUGAAAUUUAACAGUUGGGAUUUUGGUUAAAAUCCUGGAUUAGUAUCACCGUAUUUUCCUGAGUAGAAACUCAGCAUAAGCCAACGGCUUAUCAUGGCUGUUACCAAAAAGCUAAUAAAUUUGGGGCUCUUCAUCUUCUUAGAAACUGGAUUGUAUAAAAAACACAAAUGAAAGUGGGGCAGGUUGUCAUGGAGAAGAUACAGUUUACAUGGACUUGGAUUACUUUUCAUUAUGUGAAGGACUCUGAUGAGGAAGAGAGGUUGGGCAGUAUGCAGUGCUAGGAACACCUGGGUCAGACCAUUGGGUAUAUAUUAGGUGCUGUUCAUGCUAAAAAGCAAAAGUAGAAUCAAUAGGGGUUAAAUUAAAAAGGAAAGUUAAAUGCAGUAUAUGGAAGAAUUCAGUGAAAGGGAAGAACUUUCGGAUAAUGCUAUGUAUUAGUGGAAUGUAUUUAGAAAUUAAUGGACAGCUCUUCAGGGGAUUGUUCUAGCACAUCCUAGGUAUCUGGUGGGGUAAGUGGUGGUAGGUGACUUUAGGCUCCUUCCAACGUAUAAGGUGAUAUUACUCUACGUGUAAAUCUGUUAACCCCUUAUUUGAGAGCUCAUUAUAAGCGCAAUCCUAGUGUUAUUUCUACCCUUAUUCUUAUGUUCCCUCUAUAUCUGUGCUAUACCUUUGUGACAACUGCUUUCACAUAGGGCUGUCAUUGUCUGAGGGCAGCCCCUUUUUCUCCCCCAUGAAACUCUUACUCAUCUUUGUUCCUGGCAUGGAAGAAAUAAUAGUAAGUGCACUCUACAGAUUUAUUGAAAGAAUGAAUGAAUCUUGGCAAUGGUUUAAAGACUUUUGUUUUUUAUUUA